AUGGCCAAAGGCGUGAUAUCUGACGACGAAGAUGAAGUUGAGCUUGGGAUGGAUGAGAGAGAGCCCGCUGAUGGUGAAGAAUUGGAAGAAGGAGGAGGAGAUAUGGAUGAGGAUGACGAGGAAGAAGAGGAAGGACAAGAUGAGUAUGAAAAGGAUGGUUUUAUAGUUGAUGAAAUUGAGGAAGAAGAGGAGCAGGAUGAAGAAGAAAGAGCAGACAGUGACGAAGAGCGGCAGAAGAAGAAAAAGAGGAAGAAAAAGGAGGAGUAUGUCCUUGAUGAAGAUGAUUAUGAAUUGUUGGAGGACAACAAUAUCAAUAUUCAUCGUCGGAAGGAAAGCAAAAAAUUCAAGCGAUUAAAAAAGGGCCAGAGGGAUGAGGAGGGGCAAUCUGGACAAUCUGACGAAGAAGAGUUUUAUGGAAGUGGUAAGGUUGGGCGAACUGCUGAGGAGAAGCUUAAGCGCAGUUUAUUUGGCGAUGAUGAAGGAACUCAUCUUGAAGACAUUGCCGAAGAGGAGGAGCAAGGAGAAGAGGAGGAGGAUGCUGACAUCGGGGAAGAAGAUGAAAUGGCCGACUUCAUUGUGGAUGAAGAAGAAGUUGAUGAGAAUGGAGCCCCUGUGAGGACUAAGAAGCCAAAGGGUGUCAGAAGGCCUAGGCAGGCACCUGGAGUCUCGUCCUCAGCUUUACAAGAAGCUCAAGAACUAUUUGGUGAUGUCGAUGAGUUGCUUUUGGCUCGCAGUCGUAGUCGAGGACCCGAUCACAAAGAGACUAGGCUUGAAGAUGAAUUUGAACCUAUUGUUCUCUCUGAGAAAUAUAUGACAGAGAACGAUGACCGAAUAAGGGAAUGCGAUAUUCCAGAGAGAAUGCAGAUAUCAGAGGAGAGUACUGGUGCUCCUUCACUGGAUGAAAAUAGUAUAGGUGAAGAGAGUCAGUGGAUAGUUGCUCAAGUUAAAAGUGGGGCAGUCCCUUGGAUUCCCAAGUUAAAGCCAAAGUUAGAUUCAGACUCCAAAAAUAAUGGGAAGGAUGAGGAUCUACCAAUUGACAAGGAUGAUAUUGUCAGCUUUAAGGGGAAGGAUGAGGAUCUACCAAUCGACAAGGAUGAUAUUGUCAGAUUUAAGGGGAAGGAUGAGGAUCUACCAACUGACAAGGAUGAUGUUGUCAGAUGUAAGGGGAAGGAUGAGGAUCUGCCAAUUGACAAGAAUGAUAUUGUCAGAUUUUUGGAACUGCAUCAUGUGCAAAAAUUAGAUAUUCCUUUUAUUGCCAUGUAUCGGAAGGAGGAGUGUUUUAGCUUAUUGAAAGACCUAGAGCGACCUGAAGCUGGAAAUGAUAAUCGGGAUAAGAAUAACACGACACCUACUCUAAAAUGGCACAAGAUACUCUGGGCUCUACAGGACCUGGACAGGAAGUGGUUGCGUCUUCAGAAGCGGAAGAGUGCCCUUCAAUUAUACUACAAUAAACGGUUUGAAGAAGAGUCUCGUCGUGUAUACGAUGAAACAAGACUAAACUUGAAUAGGCAAUUGUUUGAAUCAGUUAUGAGAUCACUGAAGGAGGCAGAAUCAGAGAGGGAGGUUGAUGAUGUUGACUCCAAGUUCAACUUGCAUUUUCCACCAGGUGAAGCUGGUGUUGAUGAAGGGCAGUACAAAAGGCCAAAGCGGAAAUCAAUGUAUAGCACUUUCAGCAAGGCGGGUCUGUGGGAAGUUGCAAGCAGGUUUGGGUCUAGUUCUGAGCAAAUUGGGUUAUGUCUAUCUGUAGUUCAGCUGCCUGAGCUCGUAGUAGAUCCAAAGGAAACUCCAGAAGAGGUGGCUUCUAACUUCACAUGUGCCAUGUAUGAUACCCCUGAAGAAGUUCUUAAAUGUGCUAGGCACAUGGCAGCUGUUGAGAUAAGUUGUGAGCCCAACAUAAAGAAAUAUGUUCGUAACUACUUUAUUGACCACGCCGUGGUGUCAACCUCCCCAACUCCCGAUGGAAAUACAACGAUAGAUUCGUUCCAUCAGUUUUCUGGGGUGAAGUGGCUGCGAGAGAAGCCUUUGAGCAAAUUUGAGGAUGCCCAAUGGCUCCUUAUACAGAAGGCAGAAGAAGACAAACUCAUUCAAGUUACUAUUAAGCUUCCUGAAGAACAUCUUAAUAAGUUAAUAGACGAAUUCAAUGAGUAUUAUAUCAGUGAUAGUGUCAGCAGAUCUGCUCAACUGUGGAAUGAACAGAGAAAGCUGAUACUGCAGGAUGUAAUUUUUCGAUUUCUUUUACCAUCAAUGGAAAAAGAAGCAAGAGGUGUCUUAGCAAACAAAGCAAAGCACUGGGUACUUAUGGAGUAUGGGAAGGCCUUGUGGAGUAAGGUUUCUGUAGGGCCUUAUCAACAAAAGGAGAAUGAUCUUAGCUCGGAUGAUGAGGCUGCUCCUAGGGUUAUGGCCUGCUCUUGGGGCCCUGGAAAGCCACAAACAACUUUUGUUAUGUUAGAUUCAUCGGGAGAAGUGCAAGAUGUGCUAUACACUGGGUCACUCACUUUAAGGUCACAGAAUGUCCAUGACCAACAAAGGAAGAAGAACGACCAGGAACGCGUGUUGAAGUUUAUGACAGAUCACCAACCACAUGUUGUUGUUUUAGGAGCAGCUAACUUGUCUUGCACACGUUUGAAAGAAGAUAUUUAUGAGGUUAUUUUUAAGAUGGUUGAGGAAAACCCUAGAGAUGUUGGGCAUGAAAUGGACGGGCUCAGCAUUGUGUAUGGAGAUGAAUCUCUACCCCGUCUUUACGAAAAUUCCCAAAUUUCCUCUGAACAACUUCCUUCGCAGCAGCUAGGUAUAGUCAGGCGGGCUGUUGCUCUUGGUCGAUUUCUCCAGAACCCAUUGGCAAUGGUUGCAACAUUAUGUGGGCCCCGAAAGGAAAUAUUGUCAUGGAAACUGACCCCUUGGGAGAGUUUUCUCAACCCGGAUGAUAAAAUUGGGAUAGUUGAGCAGUUUACUUCGGGGCUUGGUCCGCGGAAGGCUGCAUCCUUGCAGAGAUCGCUAGUUAGAGCCGGCUCAAUUUAUACCAGGAAGGAUUUUGUGACCCAACAUGAACUUGGUAAAAAGGUGUUUGUCAAUGCGGUUGGUUUCUUGCGUGUCCGGCGAAGUGGAUUGGCUGCUAGCAGCAGCCAAUUUAUUGAUUUGCUGGAUGAUACACGAAUUCAUCCAGAAUCAUAUAUUCUUGCACAAGAGUUGGCCAAAGAUGUCUAUGAUGAAGACGGAACGGGUGAUGCAAAUGAUGACGAUGAUGCCUUAGAGAUGGCCAUAGAACAUGAUUGGCGUAAGCAAUAUGAGGAACCAAGUCAGGAUGAGGAGUUCUAUAUGAUUUCAGGCGAGACUGAAGAGACUCUUGCUGAAGGUAAAAUGGUCCAGGUUACCGUUCGCCGAGUUCAAGCCCAAAGAGCAAUCUGUGGGCUAGAAUCUGGAAUGACCGGAAUCCUUAUGAAAGAAGACUAUGCAGAUGACUUGAGAGAUAUAAUUGAAUUAUCUGAUAGGCUACAUGAAGGUGACAUGCUCACUUGUAAAAUCAAGUCAAUCCAAAAAAAUAGGUAUCAAGUCUUCCUUGUUUGUAAAGAAAGUGAAAUGAGAAGUGAUCGGUCACAUCACAACCACAACUUUGAUCCCUAUUAUCACGAAGACCGGAGUUCCUUGCCAAAUGAGCAAGACAAAAUUCGGAAAGAAAGGGAGCGUUCAAAGAAGCAUUUCAAGCCUAGGAUGAUUGUUCAUCCUAGAUUUCAAAACAUAACUACCGAUGAAGCAUACGAGUUCUUGUCAGACAAGGAUCCUGGUGAAAGUAUUUUUCGUCCUAAUAGUAAGGGUCCUUCAUACCUUACUUUGACUCUUAAAAUUCAUGAUGGAGUAUAUGCCCACAAGGAGAUAAUUGAAGGUGGGAAGGAACUCAAGGACAUCACAAGCUUGCUUCGAAUCGGAAAGACUCUUAAAAUUGGAGAGGAUACUUUUGAGGAUUUAGAUGAGGUUAUGGACCGUUAUGUUGAUCCCUUGGUUACUCAUUUAAGAACAAUGUUAAACUAUCGCAAGUUCAGGACGGGUUUGAAAACAGAAGUUGACGAACUUUUGAAGGCUGAAAAGGAAGAGAAUCCAAUGCGCAUAGUUUAUAGUUUUGGCAUCUGUCAUGAACAUCCUGGCACAUUUGUAUUGACUUACAUAAGAAGUACAAAUCCGCACCAUGAGUAUAUUGGUCUUUACCCCAAAGGAUUCAGGUUCCGCAAAAAGAUGUUUGAGGAUAUUGACCGGCUUGUGGCAUAUUUUCAAAGGCACAUCGAUGAUCCACAAAAUGAUUCCGCACCUUCCAUUAGAUCAGUAGCUGCAAUGGUGCCAAUGCGAAGCCCUGCUGCUGGUGGCUCAUCAGGGGCAUCUGUGGGUAGUGGCUGGGGUGGUUCGAACAGCGAGGGUGGUUGGAGAGGAGGUCACUCGUAUGAUAGGGACCGAUCUUCUACUCCUGGUUCCAGAACAGGACGACCUGAUUACAGAAAUAAUGGGAAUCGAGAUGAACACCCUAGUGGAUUGCCUCGUCCAUAUGGUGGUGGACGAGGGCGUGGUCGUGGUUCUUAUAAAAAUAGUAGUAGAGGACCCAACUCUAACAAUGAAAGGCGUGCGGGUGCAACCAGAUGGGGAUCUGCCGUGAAAGACGGGGAUGACAGUUUAAGCAACUUCCCAGGGGCUAAGGUUCAAAAUUCCCCUGGAAGAGAAGCAUUUCCUGGUGGUUGGGGAGGUGGAGCUAGUGCUGGUGACAAAAGUGGCUGGGGAGGUGGAGCCAGUGAUGGUGACAAAAGUGGCUGGGGAGGUGGAGCUAGUGGUGGUGACAAAAGUGGCCGGGGUGCUGCUCUAAGCGAUGCUGAACAGGGAAACUCUGGCUGGGGAACUGGAUCAAAGAAAGCUGGCGACAAUGGAUGGUCUGGAAACUGA
Molecule: messenger RNA, 4920 nt
Organism: Vicia faba (fava bean)
Lineage: Eukaryota; Viridiplantae; Streptophyta; Magnoliopsida; Fabales; Fabaceae
Source: the annotation of a GenBank genome assembly